Messenger RNA from Rhagoletis pomonella (apple maggot), 1964 nucleotides. Its product is annotated as plasma membrane calcium-transporting ATPase 1-like. Lineage: Eukaryota; Metazoa; Arthropoda; Insecta; Diptera; Tephritidae. The record is from RefSeq and is a predicted model, not a curated record. Gene Ontology annotation, molecular function: ATP hydrolysis activity; ATP binding; P-type calcium transporter activity. Gene Ontology annotation, biological process: calcium ion transmembrane transport; regulation of cytosolic calcium ion concentration. Gene Ontology annotation, cellular component: membrane; intracellular membrane-bounded organelle.
CAUAUACACACACAUGUGCACAUAUAUUUGCGUGUUUCUACUCAGUUCUGCAAAAUUUUUAGAAGUAUCGAUACGCGUUGGUGUAUUUUCGGUGGAAUUUUUGUGUGCAUGCACACAAAUACCACAAAAUUUCGCUAUUACGAGCUACGUUUAAGUAAAACAAAACGGGUUGAAUCGUAUCACAAAACCAUACCUUCGAAUUUGUUUUGUUGCUGCUUGGUAGUACUACAGUACAUUGGUACGUAGUUCACGUAGUCCCGUUGACGUCCUUGCGCCGUGUAUGUUCUGUCUCGGUCUGCGUUUCUUCACUUAUCCCUCUCGUUCGGGGUAAUUGUACAUACACGCGACACGCUAACGUAAUUUCGUUCAACGGUUUGAUUUAUUUUCGUUUAUUGUUUUUGUAAAUUCGUGCUGCAUCAACAGUGACUUCCUUUUAACAAAUGGCCACAAUAGAUGGUAGACCGGCGCAAUAUGGGAUUUCUCUUAAACAACUUCGAGAGCUCAUGGAGCAUCGAGGUAGGGAAGGCGUAGCAAAGCUAAGCGAAUUUGGCGGUGUCAAUAAAUUAUGCGACAAGUUGUAUACAUCACCAAACGAGGGUCUACGAGGAACCCGAACUGACAUUGAACAUAGGCGUGAAACAUUUGGUUCUAAUGUUAUCCCACCGAAACCCCCAAAAACGUUUUUAACAUUAGUCUGGGAAGCGCUGCAAGAUGUCACUCUAAUUAUUUUAGAAGUAGCUGCGUUAGUUUCUCUUGGUUUAUCAUUUUACAAACCCGCCGAUGAAGAUGCACCCCUCCUGCAAGAAGAAGAAGACCACCAUGGCUGGAUAGAAGGCCUAGCGAUUUUGAUCUCGGUUAUUGUUGUAGUAUUUGUGACAGCAUUCAAUGAUUAUUCGAAAGAACGGCAAUUUCGAGGCUUGCAAAAUCGUAUUGAAGGCGAGCAUAAAUUUUCGGUUAUACGUGGUGGGGAGGUUUGCCAAGUAUCUGUUGGUGAUAUUGUAGUUGGUGAUAUUGCACAGAUAAAGUACGGGGACUUGUUACCAGCGGACGGUAUCCUUAUUCAAAGUAAUGAUCUAAAGGUUGAUGAGUCAUCAUUAACGGGUGAAUCAGAUCAUGUAAAGAAGGGUGUCGACGUCGAUCCUACGGUACUUUCUGGUACACACGUUAUGGAGGGUAGCGGAAAAAUGAUAGUCACGGCUGUUGGUGUAAAUUCACAAGCGGGUAUCAUAUUCACACUACUGGGUGCUGCAGUUGACGAACAAGAGGCUGAACUGAAAAAGAGAAAGAAAGAAGCUAAAAAGGCGAGAAAGCAAGGCAAAGGCUUACCAGGUACUGAAGAUGGCCGAGCCCCAACAAAGAACAUGCACGCUCCACCACCACCAACAGAUGGAAUCAAAUCCGAAUCCGAUGGUAAUCAUGUGCAACAGGCGUCAUCACCUGCUGAAUCUGGCCAUAAAAAGGAAAAGUCUGUGCUUCAAGCGAAAUUAACCAAACUGGCUAUCCAAAUCGGUUAUGCUGGUUCUACAAUAGCCGUUUUGACUGUAAUUAUAUUGGUCAUACAGUUUUGCAUCAAGACCUUUGUUAUUGAAGAAAAGCCAUGGAAAAAUAUUUAUGCAAACAAUUUGGUCAAACACUUAAUUAUUGGUGUGACCGUAUUAGUAGUAGCAGUUCCAGAAGGUUUGCCGCUUGCUGUGACAUUGUCGUUGGCCUAUUCUGUAAAGAAAAUGAUGAAAGACAACAAUUUGGUGCGGCAUUUGGAUGCUUGUGAAACUAUGGGUAAUGCCACUGCCAUUUGCUCAGAUAAGACUGGUACACUAACAACAAAUCGAAUGACUGUCGUACAAUCCUACAUCUGUGAAAAAUUAUGCAAAGUACUCCCAACGUUAAACGAUAUACCACAACAUGUAGGCAACUUAAUAACCAUGGGUAUAUCAGUGAAUUCUGCUUAUACCUCCAACAUUAUG